AGGCCUUAAAAGGGGCCUCUUAUGCCUCACAGGAAUGAACUUUUCCCACCUCAUCACCACAGUCUCUCAUUCCUUGAACACACAAUCAUUUGAAUCUGACCAUUCUACAAUAUUUCAACAUGCGAUUCUCUGCAUCCGUCUUCACCGCAGUGGCCUUGGCCUCUGUGGCCAUGGCUCUUCCAACCGACGUUCAGACCGUCGACUUGGCUGAGCGUGACUUCGUUGUGGAAACGCGUGAUCUCUCCGGCCCCUCGUCUAAAGUCGCUCCCAACACCGAGCUAGCCGUCCGCCAGCUUCCCCCCUCCAAGCGCAAGAACCUCUUCACCAUCACCCUCAAGGGUGGCAACGUCAUCUUCAACGGCGACAUCAAGUUCAUCCUCGAGACCGUCGUCGACACCACCAGUAAAGUCACUACUUUCCACCUCAACCCCUUAGUCGGUGGAAGCCCUGGAUCAACCGCUUCCAUGCGCAGCUAUGAGUUAAAGAAGAACUUCUUCGAGUCGACCAUCAACCGCGUCUCGGCUGAGGUGUCCUUCACUUACAGGACCGCAUCUGGUGUCAUCUACAACUUCCUUGCCAACGUUGUCUACGGAAUCGACUCUCGUCUUAGUCUCAAGCUUGAGGAUGUUCAGCUCUUUGACAUUGAGAAGGCUACUCAGCAGAUUGCUGGCAAAGCGGCCACCAACCUGUUCCUUGGUUCUUACGAUGAUGACUACAAGGACUUGUAGAUGAAAAGUCUACAAGAACUUGGAACCGAGGUCUCCUAUCAAUGGUGCCGUAUCUUGUCAAAGAAACUUUGUUCCUCUGUUUCAAGUCAC
Colletotrichum phormii is the source of this 818-nucleotide messenger RNA. RefSeq lists its product as uncharacterized. The transcript has a single exon. Lineage: Eukaryota; Fungi; Ascomycota; Sordariomycetes; Glomerellales; Glomerellaceae. The coding region runs from base 120 to 728 and encodes 202 amino acids. The record is from RefSeq and is a predicted model, not a curated record.